Messenger RNA from Haemonchus placei, 360 nucleotides. Lineage: Eukaryota; Metazoa; Nematoda; Chromadorea; Rhabditida; Trichostrongylidae. The record is from the annotation of a GenBank genome assembly.
AUGGCGUCAAGGAAGGCUGUGGCUACAUUGGCGAAACCUGAAUUAUAUCCUCUCUACUUGUAUAAACGCAUAUUGAGGCUCCAUUAUGGUCUACCUCCACCAGCUCGACUGAUGGGUGACACAUAUGUGAAGGACGAGUUCCGUCGACACAAGGAUGCCAAUGCGGAACACACGGCUAUAUUCCUUAACGAAUGGACGGACUUGGAUCCAGAGAAGCUGGAUAGUUUUGCCGAGGAACAACUUCGGCAACUGCUGGAUCUUAAGCUUGAAUCUGAGCGAAUGAAAGCUGAUUUGGUAAAGCAGAGUGAAGAUUCAAAUAGUUCGGAAUCUAUAGAAGAGAAACGGCCGCAUGCAGAGUAA